GGGGACGCACAAUGGCCGACCAUGUCCCACGAAUAGCUAUGUGGACAGGGCUUCGCCAGCAUCUCGUCAAGCUCACCUCCCAUUUCUUGAGAAGCGCCUCCGACUACAUCCGCUUCCGCGCCGUCUGCAAGUGUUGGCGUUCCGCCGUCCCCCCCCGGCCCCGUCACCUCCCCGCUCAGCUCCCCUUCCUCCUCUACCUCUCUACCCCGGAACCAAGAAACAGUUCCGCCUUCUGCCUCGCCAACGCCUUUAAUGGAAGCAUGCGCCGCCUACCUCACACCACCAGCAUGUAUUGCAUCGGCUCCUCUUACGGGUGGCUCAUCCUCAUCUCCGAAGCCACCUCCGCGGUCUCCCUCUUCAACCCCGUCACCGCCGAAGACAUUCCUCUCCCCCCACUCUCCACCCUCCAAUCAUUCGUACUGUUGUUCUACCAAUCGGAGGACGGCAUCGGAUCUUACUUCAUCAAAACGGACUACCCCAACAUUACGGUCGAGUCCAACGCCAUCGUCGACAAGGCCGUCUUGUCCUCCGACCCUACCCUCGACCGGGACUUCGUGGCAAUCGUCUUCCUCGACGGCAUAUACAAGCGCUGCUUUACCUGCCGCCCAGGGGACAGAUCGUGGAAGGACAACGUCAACGAACCUUUCGAUGAUCUCCAUUGGAUUUUCCCAGGAGUGCCGCAGGUGUUCAACCUGACUGACGUCGUGCCCUACGGCGAGCGGAGGUUGUGCGCUAUCUACAAUGACAAAAAUUACUUAGCAGUCUUCGACGUCGACCCAGGCCCGCCGGGGAGGGCGACGAUGAUCGCAUGGAACUCCAUGCCGCCCUGCGUGCCGCGCGGUGGUUUACCCACCUACUUGAUUGGGUCGGCUGGAGAACUACUCCUGGUUACCGAGUUCUACAAGAGGAGUGCAGCCAGGAAGAACACCAGGAGCUUCCGCGUCUUCAGGCUCGAUCCAGGCGACGGAGACCGGCCAGCGAAGGCGAUCGAAGUGCAGGACAUCGGCGACCGUAUGUUGUUUUUGGGUACGAACCAUUCGGUGUGCGUCGCCGCGGGGGACUUCCCAGGGUUCCUGGGGAAUGCCAUCUACUACGUGAAGGAAGAGAAGAUGAGUUUGGAGGGGGAAGAUACCCUGGUGUCGACCGUGUGCGUGGUCAACCUGGAAAAUGGUGAGAUCACGGAGGUUAUCGAUUCCGGCGGGUCUGAGCCGGAUGGGCUCGAGUGGCUGUCGGACCGGUUGGACAUCCCCUGGUGGGUGGCCCCCAAUCUUGGCAGGGGCAAGAACUAGAGAUUGCUGACGUCUUACAUUCUGGCAUCAACCAAUUGUGAGAGAUACCCAUAGUAUUCUUUGGCUUUCUUAUUGUGCUCUUAAGGCGUCGAGGUUAGUUAGCAAGGCAAGUUGAGACUCA
Messenger RNA from Musa acuminata AAA Group (dessert banana), 1410 nucleotides. RefSeq names its product F-box protein SKIP23-like. The transcript has a single exon. The coding region runs from base 12 to 1289 and encodes 425 amino acids. NCBI's taxonomy places the organism in Eukaryota, Viridiplantae, Streptophyta, Magnoliopsida, Zingiberales, Musaceae. The record is from RefSeq and is a predicted model, not a curated record.